AAUCACCUCCCCUGAUACCAAUGUAAACAAACUUCCCUUUUUCUAAACUUGGCUUUACUUGCAGGUUUCUGCACUGGACAGCCGUUAUUCAGACAAUGCCGCUGGGAAUCGAUAAAUCUGACUUUCUACAAGAGAAAAACAAAAAGCUUGAGCGAGAUUUGCGAACAAAAGAUGAGCGUAUUGUUGCCCUGGAGACAGAGAACGCCAUGCUGUACCUCAAGCUGGCCCAGAUGCGUAGCAGCCUGCAGUGCAGCCGUGAGGAGGUGUCCGGCCUGCAGUCCCAGUACGACAGCGAGACCAAGUUCAGACAGAAUGUCAUUGAGUCUGCGUUGAAGUUCAAACAGGAGCUUGAGAGCAUUAAGAGAAAACUUGCAGCCUUACAGCGUGUGGCAGUAGACCUGCCAAUACAGUUCCAGAAUGACAUUAAGCAUGCAAAUUCGGUGGUCCAGCGACACCGCCACCUGUUUGUUUCGCAAACUUCGAGCCUGUCCACAAUGCAGGAGCAGCUGAGUCAACUGCAGGGGUCACUGCAAGACAUCACGGAGCAACACGCCAAGGAGAAGAAGAGACGCCAGGAGCUACAUAACGUCCUCAUGGAGUUACGAGGCAACAUUCGAGUCCACUGUCGAGUCAGACCUCUGAUGGACUUUGACUGCGGAGGGGAAGACACCAAAAUGCUGGGAAGUUCUGGUACCAAGUCUGAAGUGGUGGUGCACUAUAUGGAUGAUGAAAAUGUUUGUGUGCGGACUACAAAGCACAACAAAGUGUUCGAAUAUGAAAGAGUGUAUUCACCCGAUGAGUCCCAGGAGUUUGUGUUUGAUGAAGUGCAGCCUAUGAUGACAUCACUCCUUGACGGGUACAACAUUUGCAUCAUGGCGUACGGGCAGACGGGCAGUGGUAAGACACACACGAUGCUGGGCAGCCACAAGAACGAGGACUACCAUCUGAGGAUGGAGCCGCAUAAAGACGAGGGUGUCAUACCCAGGGCCGCUAGAGAACUCUUCAGGUUAAUUUCAGAGAAGCCUGAAGGCACGAUUUCUGUCGAGGUUUCAGUCGUAGAAAUCUACAACAACGACAUUCGAGACUUGUUAAGUGGCGACCCAAGUGCCAAACACGAUGUCAUCACAGGGGCAGAUGGCUCUCUUAGCAUUCCUACCCUAACCUCAAGUCCACGGACCAUAGAGCUUCGCAAACAGCUUGUGCAAAAGAAAGUUGACAAGAUACAGGAUGUGAUGUCAUUUGUGCAGUAUGGCCUCCGAAUGCGGCGUGAGUCUGCCACGAUGGUGCACGAGCACUCAAGCAGGUCUCACCUAGUUGUGACCUUGACCGUGAACUCUCAGGCCCCCAACUUCCUGUCUAAACCUGCCACGCCCUCACCUGCACCGGACGUUCCUGAAAGUUUCAAACAUAUGCUGAUUCAGACACAGUACUACCCAGGCAGUCUCAUUCCGUAUGCAGUGCGAGCAGCCUUGCUGGCCAACAUUGCCCUCGGAACUCCAGUCAUAAUGGGCCGCCCAUCAACAGCUCCUGCGGGCGGGCGUGACAGACGUGGACGGUCAUUGUCACUCAUGACAACCGCAAGCUUUGAAUCACCGCCCCAGUCUCCCAUUGUGCCAAGUACGCCUGCAGUAAUCCGCACCAAACUGCAACUUGUGGACUUGGCAGGCAGCGAGUGUGUUGGUAUGUCAGGUGUGACAGGGGUAGCUCUGCGUGAGGCAUCCAACAUCAACAAAUCCCUCUCUGCCCUGGCUGACGUGCUUGGGGCCCUGGCGGAACAUCGGCCCCAUGUCCCCUACCGCAACAGCAGGCUCACGCACUUCCUGCAGGACUCCAUUGGUGGAGACGCCAAGCUCCUUGUCCUGCUGUGUGUUGCGCCGGCUCAGCGCUAUAUUACAGAGACCACUCAGUGCCUGGGGUUUGGACAGCGAGCGAGGCAGGUCCAGAGGGGGCCCACCAAACGACGUCUGCCCUCGUCUGCAGAGAAAGUGGGAGGAUUUGGAAAAGCUUCAUUUAGAUGAUGGACUGCUGAAUUGUGUGUUCAGUGUUUAGAGAGAUUUCUAUUUUGAACUUCACUGCAUUUAGAUCGUUUUUUACUGUCAAAAUGCUUAAGUAUGCUUCUUCACUAAUGUAAAUUGAUUUUUAAUUGUCACAAAAUGUUUUGGAAAAUUAGUUGAUGUCAAUGAGAAAAAAAAAUACAAAACGAAAAUUUAUAAAAAUUUAUGGUUUGUCUCAAUUAUGUUAAAGAUUGAUUUAAGUCUUUUAUUACUUGCUUUAUUAAAAAAAAAAAUGUAAAUACUUCAUAAACAUGUAUUAGUCGGAAGGUUUUAAAAAUAAAUACCUUUUGGCUAUUAAAACAUAUUGACAAUACAUACUUGUUUAAACUGGUUAUGGAAUUCAUGAGAAAUGUUAAAACUGUUUUACAUGUGCUCUGUUCUUAACAAACAAAAAUAUCAGACAUAUUUUUCAUACCAUGCAUUUAUUUAUAUAAACAUGAUUUUGUUACCAAUUUUAGUUGACUAUGUUCAGUACAUGUAAACAGCGUAUGCUUAUUAUGAAUUUGUCAUUUUUGUACAGUCUCCAGUUGUUUUUUUUUACAGUUGGCUGUGUACAAUUACUAGUUUUAUACAGAUACUGCUGUGAUAGCCCAUAUUCAACAAAUUGUGUGUUUACAUUAUUAAAAAGUGUGCCAAAUUAA
Messenger RNA from Dreissena polymorpha, 2695 nucleotides. RefSeq names its product kinesin-like protein KIF25. The coding region runs from base 96 to 2018 and encodes 640 amino acids. Gene Ontology annotation, molecular function: microtubule binding; microtubule motor activity; ATP binding. The record is from RefSeq and is a predicted model, not a curated record. Lineage: Eukaryota; Metazoa; Mollusca; Bivalvia; Myida; Dreissenidae. The transcript has 17 exons. Gene Ontology annotation, biological process: microtubule-based movement.